Molecule: messenger RNA, 351 nt
Organism: Talaromyces stipitatus ATCC 10500
Lineage: Eukaryota; Fungi; Ascomycota; Eurotiomycetes; Eurotiales; Trichocomaceae
Product: translation initiation inhibitor, putative
Exons: 3
Coding region: 1-351 (116 amino acids)
Cellular component (GO): mitochondrion; cytosol
Molecular function (GO): deaminase activity
Source: RefSeq, a predicted model, not a curated record
AUGUCUCGACAACUCAUUUCCAGCGCGAAAUUCCCUCCCAAGCCGCACAACUGCCCUGCGGUCAAAAUUCCCGGUCUCGUUUUCUGUGCCGGUCAGACAGCUACGGGAGAAAUCAAACAAGCAACCAGAAAAGUCCUAGAAAACCUCAAAGAAGUCCUUGAACUAUCCGGUUCUUCCCUCGAAAAAGUGGUCAAAUACAAUGUAUAUCUUGCGAAUAUGAAGGAUUUUGCAGCCAUGAAUGAAGUCUACAUUGACUUCCUGCCACAACCGAUGCCAUCACGGUCUUGUCUUCAGGCUGUUCCGCCUGGUGAUGGCACUGUUAUUGAGAUUGAAUGUAUUGCACAAGCUUAA